UGUUUCUCUUUUUCAUUUCCGUUCUCCCCUUAGUUUUAUAGAUUUAAGAAACGAGCUAUAUUUGAUUGAGGGAUUUAUUAUUUUUCGUGUUUGGGCUGUAUUGAUUUUAUUUUCGGUCGUGGAAAGACCAAGCGUUUGGGAUUAUCCAUUGUCAGUGACAAAAGAGAAUCAGAUUAAAGUGUAAAAUUUCGAGAAUGCGUCGCUUAUUUUGAUUCGUUUCAAGAAUCUGUUUACUUAUUAGGUUUUAUGUCUGAUGGCCUCCAGCUCAAGCGAGUCAGUAGAAAAUAAGCUUGUCAUCAAAUGACUUGUUUCCUGUAAACUAUUCCUAGAUAGAAAAUAUCUUUUAUGGGUUGAGAAGUAAGGGCGGAUAUGGUUUUGCAUUUUAAAUAUUUAAGGAUAUGGAAGAGACACGAGAUGAUGCUGGUCCAGUGGAUCAAGGGCCUUCUAAUGCAACAUGGUGGUCUUCAGAUUUCAUUGAAAAAUUUGGUUAUGUUUCUUUAGGUUCUCAGGAAGAGAGUAUUAGUAAUAGGGAAUCGCCUAAGACUUUUGAGCAAGAUGGAUUGUCAUCUCAGACAGCAUCACAAGUCUUUUGGAGCAGUGAAAUGUUUUCUGAGCCAAUUCCAAACGGCUUCUAUUCUGUUAUUCCGGAUAAAAGGCUUAAGGAGCAUUUUGACUCUAUUCCUACACUGGAAGAGCUUCAGGCAUUGGGUGGAGAAGGUUAUAAAGCUGAUAUUAUUCUUGUGGAUUUUCAAAAAGAUAAAAAGCUAUCCAUGCUGAAACAGUUGAUUGUGGCACUGGUUAAAGGAUUGAAUUCAAAUCCAGCUUCAAUGAUUAAAAAGAUUGCUGAACUGGUUUCUGAUUUUUAUAAACGUACAACUACUGAAAGUCCCGCAAAAGCUGCACUAGAUGAAACCUCCCACAUGUUUGAAAAUCAAAGUGUCCAGAUGCUGGGGCAAAUAAAGCAUGGUUUAUGUCGUCCACGGGCCAUUUUGUUUAAGAUUUUAGCAGAUACUGUAGGGAUUGAAAGUAAACUCAUCGUGGGUUUGCCAAAUGAUGGGGCGUUCGAGUGUCCAGAUUCAUAUAAACAUAUGUCUGUGAUAGUUGUGUUAAAUUCUGUGGAGCUACUCGUUGAUCUUAUGCGGUUUCCAGGCCAGUUGAUACCACGAUCAACAAAGGCUAUUUUUAUGACCCAUUUUUCAGCAACAGGGGAGAGUGAUUCUGCUGAAAAUGACUCAUGUGAUUCACCAUUAGAGCCAAAUAGUCCACUCUAUGGACUUUCUGAGAAAGUUGAACACGACAGUCUGUCGCAUAGUGAACCAAAUACUUUCUGGCGUCGUAGCCGAAGAAAGGUUAUUGCUGAACAGCGAACUGCAAGUUCCAGUCCAGAGCAUCCAUCUUUUCGAGCACGUGCAAGGUCCAUUCUAAGCGGCGAGAGGAAUUCUGAUAGACAUUUUGUUGAUGAUACUGCUACAUCAAGAUCUAGCUAUAGAUCUGAUGGUGCAUCAACAUCAGACGCUCGUAGAAUGAGAAGAAGAAGCAAUAGCAUGACUCCAGAGAUCAGUGAUGACAUCGUAAGGGCUGUAAGAGCUAUGAAUGAAACGUUGAAACAAAAUCGUCUUUCGCAAGAGCACAGGGAAGAUAGGUCUUUAUCCCAUUCUUCAGCUGAUAGGAAUGAAUGUCCAGAUCUUCAGAAAAAUGUAUCAAAUUUCCAUACGGAUGGCCACAAUAAAAAUGCUGGUGAGAGCUCUGCAUUGUAUAACCUUUCCGGAGAUGAAAUUGAUUCUCAAAAAGCAAUAUCAUUGCCAUCGUCUCCACAUGGGUAUAGGAGCCGAAGUUCAGGAAGAAUUGGAGUUUCUGGUUAUGUAGCAAAUGAUGAAAUGGUUGCAACAUGGAAUAAAAUUCUUAAAUCUCCAAUGUUCAACAAUAACCCUUUAUUACCGUAUCCUGACUGGAAUAUUGAUUUCUUCGAGUUAACCGUUGGAACUCGUGUUGGGAUUGGGUUUUUCGGAGAAGUUUUCCGGGGUGUAUGGAACGGAACAGAUGUUGCCAUCAAGGUGUUUUUGGAGCAAGAUCUUACUGCAGAAAACAUGGAAGAUUUCUGCAAUGAAAUAUCCAUUCUUAGCCGUCUUCGACAUACCAAUGUUAUCUUGUUUCUGGGUGCAUGCACAAAGCCACCACAGUUGUCUAUGAUUACUGAAUACAUGGAGCUAGGAUCAUUGUACUUUUUAAUCCAUAUGAGUGGUCAGAAAAAGAGGUUUAGCUGGCGGAGGAGACUGAAAAUGUUGCGCGAUAUCUGCAGGGGGUUGAUGUGUAUGCACCGGAUAAACAUAGUUCAUCGUGAUUUGAAAAGUGCAAAUUGCCUUGUGAAUAAGCACUGGAUUGUGAAGAUAUGUGAUUUUGGACUAUCCAGAAUAAUGACCAGCAUACCUAUGAAAGAAUCCGCCUCCGCAGGAACACCUGAAUGGAUGGCUCCUGAGCUCAUUCGCAAUGAACCUUUCACUGAAAAAUGUGAUAUUUUUAGCCUUGGGGUGAUAAUGUGGGAGCUUUGUACUUUAAGUAGGCCGUGGGAAGGUGUACCACCAGAAAGGGUAGUUUACGCUGUCGCAAAUGAAGGGUUACGGUUGGAGAUUCCUGAAGGUCCCAUAGGCAGGCUAAUUUCAGAUUGUUGGGCAGAGCCAGAAGAGCGGCCGGGUUGUGCGGAAAUACUUGCGCGGUUGCUAGAUUGCGAGCACUCAGCCUGCUGAUACCGUUGCCAUUACCAUUCUGUUUGUAUAGAAAACCUGGAAGAGGUGUUAACAGUCUUGUCGGCUUUUCAGGUUGUAUCAUACUCUAUAAUUUUCCAAAUCAUUUUCUUUUCCUUCAAUCUCAUCAGGGUUUGACCCACAAAUUUGAUA
Molecule: messenger RNA, 2894 nt
Organism: Hibiscus syriacus
Lineage: Eukaryota; Viridiplantae; Streptophyta; Magnoliopsida; Malvales; Malvaceae
Product: probable serine/threonine-protein kinase SIS8
Exons: 16
Coding region: 399-2744 (781 amino acids)
Biological process (GO): protein phosphorylation
Molecular function (GO): ATP binding; protein kinase activity
Source: RefSeq, a predicted model, not a curated record